Messenger RNA from Phyllostomus hastatus (greater spear-nosed bat), 2932 nucleotides. RefSeq names its product insulin induced gene 2 (gene INSIG2). NCBI's taxonomy places the organism in Eukaryota, Metazoa, Chordata, Mammalia, Chiroptera, Phyllostomidae. The transcript has 6 exons. Gene Ontology annotation, biological process: SREBP signaling pathway; SREBP-SCAP complex retention in endoplasmic reticulum; cellular response to insulin stimulus. The record is from RefSeq and is a predicted model, not a curated record. The coding region runs from base 401 to 1078 and encodes 225 amino acids. Gene Ontology annotation, cellular component: endoplasmic reticulum; SREBP-SCAP-Insig complex.
GCGGAGGGGGUUGGGACUGGUCCCAGAAGAUGGCGGAGGCGGGGGUGAGUUGGGGUCUUCCUGCGAAGCGCCAGUGAUUUGAUCCUGAGGGAAGUGGCCCGAGGAAGUGGGUGGCCUGUGCGAAGAGGAACUGCUGGUGAUUUUGCAUUCUAGGAACUCUACUGCCAAGGGCGGGGAGCCAGGACUACAGAUGGGGCCUGAAGGCCGAGGAGUUCACUCACCUGGAGACUGGUCGGCGAGGUUCAAGGGGACAACGGGGUUGGGGAGAGGAUUUCUGGUAGGUCCUAUUUUUAGGACAAGAUGUGGUACUAUUGAAACGCCAAUCUACUCUGAUUCACAGACACUUACCUUUUCAGCUGGGAAGCCUUUUUUUCCCCCAGCUUACUGAACCUAUGAAACCAUGGCGGAAGGAGAGACAGAGUCACCUGGGCCCAAAAAAUGUGGCCCCUAUAUCUCAUCUGUGACUAGCCGUAGUGUAAAUUUGAUGAUUCGAGGAGUAGUGCUUUUUUUUAUUGGAGUAUUUCUGGCAUUAGUGUUAAAUUUACUUCAGAUUCAGAGAAAUGUGACGCUUUUUCCACCUGAUGUGAUUGCAAGCAUCUUUUCUUCAGCAUGGUGGGUACCACCAUGCUGUGGCACAGCCUCAGCUGCGAUCGGGUUAUUAUACCCCUGUAUUGACAAGCAUCUAGGAGAACCACAUAAAUUUAAAAGAGAGUGGUCCAGUGUAAUGCGGUGUGUAGCUGUCUUUGUUGGUAUAAAUCAUGCCAGCGCUAAAGUGGACUUUGAUAACAACAUACAGUUAUCUCUCACAUUGGCUGCACUAUCCAUUGGACUGUGGUGGACUUUUGAUAGAUCUAGAACUGGUUUUGGCCUUGGAGUAGGAAUUGCUUUUUUGGCAACAUUGGUCACUCAACUGCUAGUCUACAAUGGUGUUUAUCAAUAUACAUCUCCAGAUUUUCUUUAUGUUCGUUCUUGGUUACCAUGUAUAUUUUUUGCUGGAGGUAUAACAAUGGGAAACAUUGGCCGACAACUGGCAAUGUAUGAAUGUAAAGUUAUCGCAGAAAAAUCUCAUCAGGAAUGAAGAAGUCAGAAAUGUAUUUUUUGUACAGAAAAACAAGUCGAAAAGGGCAUGUAAAUGAUAUAUACCAAUGAAACUAUGGACUCUAAAAUUGCCAGGAUGCAGUUUUUACCUUGAUUUAUAUAUAUAUAUAUAUAUAUAUAUAUAUAUAUAUAUAUACACACACACACACACACACACACACACACACAUAUAUGCAUAUAUUACUGCAAUCUGUGAUUGCUUCAUCUGUAAAUCAGUUACAAACCUUUAUGUAUUUGACUUAAAUAAUUGUAAAAUAUAUAUGCACUACAUUAAAAAUGUAGAUUAAUAAAUGAAAUUCUUAACUAAUUUUUUAAACAUACCAUAUGUUGUAUCGCAAUGUUGAUGUGCCAAAAUAUUCUGUUACUGUCAGUAUAAGAAUGCUUUGAACAAUUUAUAAACUUAGUGUAAUAAAAUAAGAGGAAAGCCAAAAAAAGAAAAAAAGGAAUUGGAAAGCUGGUAUAUUCUCUUCGCUUACUGUUGUGCCUAUUUAUUUUUCUAAUCAUAACAGUAUGAGUAUGAAUGCCCUAGUUAGUGUCCACAGGGUGGGGCAAAAGUAGGUUUACAGUUGCUCAUAUAGAAAAUAAUACAAUAAUAAAUAAUACAAGAACAACUAUGUUUCACAUGUUCGCAGCUGUAAACCUACUUUUACCCUAUCCUGUAUUUUAAUGUUGUUUCAGAGAACUUUGGAUGUUUUAAUUAAAAUGUGAUACAAAUGAACUUCCAUAGAACAUUUUUCAAACUUGCAUUACUGGAGAGAGUUCAGAGAGUAAUUCUUCUUUCGACAGAUUUUACUGGAGGUAAAAGUGAUCAGUGGGAAAGGCUAUCAGCAUUAAAUUGUUUUUAGUCUAAACCUAAACAUAUAUAAUUAAAACUAAGGACCUCUGGGGAAUUUAGUUUUAGAAAUACAAAGACCUAAUUCAGUGCUACAAAGUGUUAAGUCAUAACUGUCAUUUGCAAUAUAGAAACCUGCGGCUUUUGCACAAGGAACACCUAAAAACUCCCAAACAGAUUUAGAUGAAGUUUCUAAUUCUAUUGAGUUCUGUUCAAUAGAUUGUAAAAUCUGUUGGUUUGCAUAAAUUAAAUAACUUUGGUUGGGCUGCCUCAUAUGACAGGUUGUAAAGGAUUGCCAUCUGGGGAAUGGAUGAGCACAUAAUUUCUUAUGUAUUCCUAUGCCCAUUAGUGGGUAGUUCAAACCAGUUUAAGAAUGUAUUGAGAUGGCAUAUUGUGCACACAUUAGAGAUCUUGAUAACAAUUUUGUGCUUAUCUUUUAAACAACUAGAGUAAUUUAAAUAUGUUUGAACAUAUUUUUAAUUAAUUUUCCCCACUUUUUAUUUUUGAAAUUGAUGGCAAUUAUCAGAUACACAAGGGCGAAUGAAAUCUGCUUACUCUGUGUGUGUUUGUGUGUGUAUGUACUGAAUUGAGUGAGAGAGAGAAUGUAUAUGUGUAUUUGGAUGUUAUGUACCUGUGUUCUCUUAACAUGUUAACUAUGUAUUCGUUUUUUGGUUUUAAAACCAAUGCUGUCAGACUGAAUGAAGUCUUGUAUGCCAAACUUGAAUGUGCUUUUUACAUUUUAAGGCUGAAAGUGUUAAAGUCCUAAGAGCAUUUUAUAUUGAAUAUAUGUAUGCAUUCAAGACUAUAGUGGUGAUAAACAUAUUGCUGUAAUUUAUUAUCCUGUCUUCCAGAUAAUGUUAUUCAUUUAGACCAAAUAAGGUAUAUUUUUAGAAUCAACUUUGUAAGCACUAUAAAUCUUUAAUAAGUUAUAAGGUCUAUGAUGUGUUUACUUUGAAAAUUUCUGUUAAAAGCAAAGUGUAUUAAAUAUAUAAUUAUAUUCUU